Anolis carolinensis (green anole) is the source of this 1591-nucleotide messenger RNA. RefSeq names its product proline rich nuclear receptor coactivator 1 (gene pnrc1). Gene Ontology annotation, cellular component: nucleus. The record is from RefSeq and is a predicted model, not a curated record. The coding region runs from base 169 to 960 and encodes 263 amino acids. The transcript has 2 exons. Lineage: Eukaryota; Metazoa; Chordata; Lepidosauria; Squamata; Anolidae.
GGGGCGUUGUGGCGCUCCUUUCCACUCCCCCGCCAUGUUCUCUUAGCAGCGGAUCUGACCGCUCCGCCAGCGCGCGAAAGCGGACGCUCAGCAGCCGCAUCCCUGCGUCCCGACCCCUUCUCUCCUUCCUUCCCGACCACCGUCUCUCUCUUUCCUCAUCCUCCGGCCAUGGUGACCACCACGGCGCCCUCCCCUUUCCUGGCCCGCCUCCCGCUCGGCGCGGAGGGCGCCCUGCAGCUCCCGGCGGCCUUCUUCUUCCAGCGCCUCCUGAGGGGCGACUACAGCGGCGACGGUGGCCCUGCCCAGGUGGGGCAUGCAGGAGGCGGCGCGCGGCCGGCGCUCAAGCGGGUGAGGCGGCGGAGGGGCAAGCUGCGCGCGGGCGCCGCCUCGGGCCUCGCGCAGAGCCGCUACCAGCAGUACCAGCAGCACCGACGGAGCGCCGCGCAGGAGACGGCGCGCGGACGCCACCAGGCCCAGCCCCCCUCAGAGCCGCGCUUGGAAACAACCCCCACUAAAGAGGCCAGCAAACCCCUCAGGAAAGAAUUGUUCAAAAACAGAUUGGGAAAGUCCGAAAAUCAGCCUGCCCAUGGUAUGCAUCUUUGUGAGCAAUCAAAGACAAGCAGACAGAGGAACAAAUGUAAUAUACCGGUAAACAAAGUCUCAGCUACAAAAAAAGGUGAAAAUAACUUUUGGCAAGAAUCUGUGUCGCCUGAACUCAUUAAAAAGCAGGAAAAGAAGCCCCUGAAGACCACAGAAAAUGUGAAACUGAAAAAAACCAUCUUUCUGACUGAAGCCAGCCAAAAAGCAAACUAUGCUGGGGCAAAAUUUAGUGACCCUCCUUCACCCAGUGUCCUUCCAAAGCCUCCCAGUCACUGGGUAGGAAGCAAUGCUGAAUAUUCUGACCAAAACAAGGAGAUGAUGGCAGUCCAUCUAAAAACUCUGUUAAAAGUCCAAGCCUAGCUCAUGGAUAUUUACAGUGAACGUACUAGGCAUCUGAAACAAACCUUGUUGCAAAAUCAUGUCCAGAAGACUGUCACAUCUUAAAAUCACAAACUUGUCCUCUAUUUUUUAUGGUUGUGUAAAUAGUGUAUAUCAUGUAAUGUGUAUAUUCAUAUUUUGAACUACAUUUUAGUUUUGUUAUGAAAGGAUGUAUUUUACACUGCCCAUGAGGUCAGUGGUUUUGUAUAUAAUAAUGGACAACUUCUCAUGUGCACUCGACAUAUGGAAAGACCUGACAAUGUUUGCACAAGGUACUGAGAUUUUUGUAAAAAUUGUUCAUCUCAAGGUUCAAAAAAAGAAAUGUGAAAAUAUAAGUGAUGCACUAUUGGAACAUUUUUAAAAUUGUUGGCACAAUAUUUCAUUGCAUAAGAAGCUUUCAUAAAAAUUAUGAAUUUGUUUGAAAUUGUUUAUGGAGUUAAAUUCAAUUGCUCCUUGCAAAGAUAAAAUUGGAAUUUGAUUUACAAAACCCCCAAACUUAGCACUGCUUAUUCUCUAGCCAAAGAGGAGCAAGGCUAUCUGCCAGAGAUAAUUGGCUAUUUUUAAAAAACAAAAACAAAAAACAAUUUAAAUAAAACAAUUUGGCCUCCCCUUA